Messenger RNA from Brassica napus (rape), 779 nucleotides. RefSeq lists its product as uncharacterized. The coding region runs from base 128 to 655 and encodes 175 amino acids. The transcript is spliced from 3 exons. The record is from RefSeq and is a predicted model, not a curated record. NCBI's taxonomy places the organism in Eukaryota, Viridiplantae, Streptophyta, Magnoliopsida, Brassicales, Brassicaceae.
ACACUAUAGCUGUACCUCGUUUACCGGUGCUUGGUUCUCUCUUGACAGUUUCGUCAUCCAUGUUGUAUAAUAUAAAGAAACAAAACAGCUUCGAGGGAAAGAGAACAUCACGAGAAAAUCUGCUGCCAUGGCUUCAAAGCUCGUGAUUAUCAUUGUGUUCAUUCUAGAUCUCAUCGCUGUUGGACUAGCCAUUGCCGCCGAGCAAAGAAGAAGCGUCGGUAAGGUUGUACCUGACAAGGAGAAAGUAUAUGAGUACUGUGAGUAUGGCUCAGACAUAGCUACAAGUUAUGGUGCUGGUGCUUUUGUGCUUCUCUUGACAACUCAAGUCAUUAUUAUGGUGGCUAGCAAGUGCUUCUGCUGCGGCAAGGCUCUUAGCCCUGGUGGUUCAAGAGCUUGUGCCAUCAUCCUCUUCCUCAUUUGCUGGGUGUUUUUCUUGAUUGCUGAGAUAUGUUUGCUCGCGGCAUCAAUCAGAAAUGCGUACCACACUAAGUACAGGAAGAUGUGGAACGUGGAUGAGCCUCCUAGCUGUGAAGUGAUACGUAAAGGAGUGUUUGCAGCUGGUGCUUCAUUCGCACUCUUCACUGCUAUAGUCUCUCAGUUCUAUUACGUCUGCUAUUCUCGUGCCAGAGAUGAUUACAAGAACCCACCUUACUAGUGGAACAGUUUGUUUCAUUUCUCACUGAUUCUAUACGGUAUCAAAGAUUUAAUGGUUGUUAUUGAUUUGCUUAUUGCUUGUAUUCGUUUAAGCCCACAUUGAAAUUACCAUAACAUUUUCCGAA